Molecule: messenger RNA, 723 nt
Organism: Saccharomyces mikatae IFO 1815
Lineage: Eukaryota; Fungi; Ascomycota; Saccharomycetes; Saccharomycetales; Saccharomycetaceae
Exons: 1
Coding region: 1-723 (240 amino acids)
Biological process (GO): alcohol metabolic process
Molecular function (GO): alcohol dehydrogenase (NADP+) activity
Source: RefSeq, a predicted model, not a curated record
AUGUGGACGCCAUACAAGGACGGGUAUAUUGCACAAGGAGGCUUUGCAUCCCACGUGAGACUUCAUGAGCAUUUUGCUAUUCCAAUUCCGGAGAACAUUCCAAGUCCAUUGGCCGCUCCAUUACUGUGUGGUGGUAUUACUGUGUUCUCUCCGCUAUUAAGAAACGGGUGUGGUCCAGGUAAGAAGGUAGGAAUUGUGGGUAUCGGUGGUAUUGGUCAUAUGGGUAUUCUGUUAGCAAAGGCUAUGGGUGCCGAGGUUUAUGCCUUCUCUCGUGGCCAAUCCAAGAAGGAGGACUCUAUGAGACUUGGUGCUGAUCAUUAUAUUGCCACGUUAGAGGAUAAGGACUGGACCAAAAAAUACUUUAAUACUUUGGAUCUUCUUGUCAUUUGUUCUUCUUCUCUCACUGAGGUUAAUUUUGACAGUGUCAUUAAGGUGAUGAAGAUUGGGGGUUCUAUAGUUUCUAUUGCUGCUCCAGAACAUGGUGAGAAACUUGUUCUGCAACCAUUGGGCCUGAUGGGAGUCUCCAUCUCCAGCAGUGCUAUUGGCUCCAGAAAAGAAAUUGAACAAUUGUUGGAGCUAGUUUCCGAAAAGAAUGUCAAGAUAUGGGUGGAAGAACUUCCAAUUGGUGAAGAAGGCGUUCAUCGAGCUUUUACAAGAAUGGAAAAAGGUGAUGUCAAAUAUAGAUUCACUUUAGUCGACUAUGACAAGGAGUUCCAUAAGUAG